AUGCUCCUUGUUCGUACGCACCGCGGGUGCCUGCUACCUCUUCGAGAAGGCUUACUUAAACGCUUUGCACCAAUCUCUCGCCAUGUGCUUGUCUUUUAUCAGGGAAACUUGAAGGGCUACGAUCACACCAUCAACCUUGUUCUGGAAGGAUGCAAGGAGCGGAUCUACUCUCAAUCACGAGGGGUCGAACAGGCGAGGGAGACAGGCACUUACAGCAGCAUGGUUGUUCAAGUUCAACUAGGUCUGUAUAUCUGCAGGGGAGACAACAUCGCUGUGAUCGGGGAAGUCGACGAGGUGGAGGACGCGAGCAAGGAUCUCAGCAGAAUUAGGGCAGAACCACUCAAACCGGUGACACAUUGA
Messenger RNA from Ectocarpus siliculosus, 360 nucleotides. NCBI's taxonomy places the organism in Eukaryota, Phaeophyceae, Ectocarpales, Ectocarpaceae. The record is from the annotation of a GenBank genome assembly.